GACACGUUUGUAAACACCUCGCCGCCGCCGCCGGGCCGAACGUCACGUCAGUUGUCAAGACUCCGCGAUGAGGGCUGGGGAGGAUGGCAUUUUCCUGCUCCUUCUCUGCUUUACUUUAUUGUUUGAGUUAAAUUCGGCGUCACUUUAUAAUUCAACGGACGAAGUAGUGAUACUAGACCACGGGAACUUUUCCUCUACGGUUCACGGCACGGACAAUGCGUGGGUAGUGGAGUUCUACAACACCUGGUGCGGCCACUGCGUCCAGUUUGCCCCCAUCUGGAAGCGGUUUGGCAAGGACGUUAAAGACUGGGAGCACACUGUGAAGGUUGGGGUGCUGGACUGUGCAGAGGAUGAAAAUGUACCAAUUUGCCGAGAACACGAUAUCAUGGCAUACCCCACUAUAAGACUUUUUGCCGCAUACGCUAGUAAGGGAGAUACUGGCUCUGACAUGCCCCACCUGACAUCAGUGAGGGAACUGGAGGAGGCCACCAUUAACUUCCUAGUGGAGAAACAGAAAGCAAACAAUGGCUCCAAGUCCUGGGUAAAUUUGCAACCAUACAAGGGUGCUGCAGGAGCCUUGUUUGAACAAGGACCCAAAGGAGCUGAGUGGGCAGUAAUGGUGGUGGACAAAGUCAGUUCCCAUGCUGCAAGGGCAGUACUUCUGGACCUUGCUGGCUAUCCAUCAAUUGUGGUUCGGUACAAAGAGGCAGAGGCAGAGGAUGUGAGACGUUUUGGCAGUGCUGGACUCCCUGCUGUCAUAAUAACCAGCAGAGAUCGGAAGGAGGAUGUUCUGAGCAAUAUUGGCCAGUCAAGGGAUGAGGUGAGGGAAGCCAUCAUAAAGAAGCUGGGACUGAAUCCAAGAAUGCUUGCAUCAGGAAAGAAGAACAGCUCUGUAAAAGAAGAAAGAGAAGGUGCAGGUGAUGGACAACCUGAAGAAAUUAAUAAAGAUAAAUUGAAUUACGGAGAUGACCUCCCAGAUGCAGCAUUUACAGGCAUGGAGAGAAGUGAUCAGGUGUUCAUGGUGGACAUUGAAAAUGCUAUUUCUUAUGCACUCAAUCAUGAAGUAGCUCAGCAUAAAGCAAUCAGAGGAGAUGCUUUGUUAGCUCUGCAAGAAUUGUUAGACAUUUUGGUGAGAUAUCUUCCUGCCAGACCACAAGUUCACUCUUUUCUUUCUAAGUUUCAAGCGUACAUACUUAACCAUGGUGACAGUAUUGAAGGAAGUAAAGUGAGUGAAAUCAUCAGCUCAUUACAAAGCACAGAAUCUGUACUGCCAAGCCAGCAGCCCUGGAUAGGGUGUGCUGGCAGUGAAUCUAAGUAUAGAGGAUAUCCAUGUGGUCUUUGGACAACUUUUCAUGUGCUCACAGUAAAUGCAGUGCUCCAAGAUGGAUCAAAAAAAUUUUACAACCCAUUGAAAACAAUUAAAGCCAUUCAUGGUUAUGUCAAACAUUUCUUUGGCUGCAGUUACUGCUCUCAACACUUUCAAGCCAUGUAUGCUGAGGAUGCAGAGUCAUCCAUCAGAGCAGCAGAUGACUCAAUUAUGUGGCUUUGGCAAGGCCACAACAAAGUGAAUAAACGGCUUAAGGGGGAUGCUAGUGAGGACCCCCAUCAUCCAAAGCAACAGUUUCCACCUCCUGUGUAUUGUCCAUCCUGCUGGCAGGGGGAAAAAUUUAUUGAGGAGGAGGUGUUGAAAUACCUCAAAACCAUCUAUGCAAAGGGAUCACUCUCCUUUAGGGGAACUGAGAUAAAAUCAGCUCCUCCAAGGAAUAAACAAGAAAAGGUUCAACAGCAGCUUGAUAGUUACAGAAAAGAAAAGAAACAUUCAGAGGUUUUGACAUCUGAUCAGGAUAAGAAGUCAGACAAAGACCACAGUCCUCAGAACAUUGGCAUUUGGGGCUUCACCAACACUGACAUCAGCCUGUGUGUGUUCCUGUAUGGUGCCUCCACCAUCAUCAUCAUGGCUGUCUACUGCUCUGUUGUCAUCAGGAGGAAAAUGAGACGGAAGAGGUUCCUGGAGGCUUACAAACUUCCAUUUGUACUAUGCAGUCCCUUGCUGUUAUACAGGUAUGGUUAUGACUCUAGAAUGCAUAUGAAGGUCAGAGAUCUGAAAUGAUUAUCAAAAGACUAUUAACAUGAGCUAUGUGAUUGUGCAACUUGCAGUGAAAUGAAAUUAUGCAACAUUGUUGGGAACUGCUGCUGUAAAUCACAUGUGUAGUCAUACUAUUUCUAUAAGAACAUUUCAAAUGACACCGAUUUCCAUCAAGACUUUUAUAACUGAAAUGGUAUCACUCAUGUGAUUAUAGCAGAAUUGUAAUGCUAGUGAUAAGAUGUAUGAUUACUCUGCAUGUGGACAUGUAGCUACUUGUUAUUAUCAUUAUAAAUGUUCAAGUUUUCUUAAAAUGACGUGUGUGUGUGUGUUUUUUUUUUUUUUUUUUUUUUUUUGUGUGUGUGUGUGUGUGUGUGUGUGUGUGUGUGUGUGUGUGUGUAUUUACCUAUUUGUAGUCUACCGGGCCCGAGCUAAGCUCUAACAGUCCCAUCUCCAUAUCUACAUUCAUCCAUCCUUUCCUUCAUUUGUUGGACACUGCUCGCCUCCACCACCACUUCCCACAAGCUGUUCCAUGUGUUAACACUUCUAUGUGGAAAACUAUACUUUUUCAAGUCACUCAAGCAGGUUCCUUAAUUAAGUUUCUCUCCAUGUUCUCUCAGCCCUUGUGCUCUCGCAGUUGAGAAGAGAUCAUCUCUAUUCACCUCAUCAAACUUAUUUACCAACUUAUACAACGUGAUCAGAUCUCCUCUCUCCCUUCUUUGUUCCAGUGUUGUCAAUUUCAUCUCCUUCAAUCUGUCUUCAUACAUUAUAUUUGAGAGUUCUGGGAACAUUUUAGUUGCAAUUCUCUGCAUCCUUUCCAACUUUCUGAUGUUCUUUUGUGAGGUGACUGUACAACUGCAGCAUAUUCAAGUUUUGGUCUUAUCAAUGUUGUUAUUAUUUUCUUCAACAUUUCUUUGUCCAUAAAAUGGAAUGAUACCCUUAUAUUUUGCAUCAUCCUGUAGGUUUCUCCAAACAGCUUGUUUAUGUGCUUUUCUGGGCAUAGUGUGUCUUGCAUCGUUACUCCCUAAUCUUAUUCUUCAUUAACCACCUUUAAGUUUUCUUCUCCCAUCCUGUAUGUUUUCCUUGGUCUUUUUAUUACUUUUCCCCAUCUCCAUAACAUGGCAUUUGUUUGCAUUAAAUUCCAUCUCCCAUAACUGGCUCCAUCUAUACACUCUAUCCAGGUCUUUUUUUCAGUUUUUCACAGUCUUUCUCUGUCCUCACUUUUCUUAUUAACUUUGCAUCGUCUGCAAAAACGUCUGCAUGUGUGUGUUUGUUUGUGUGUGUGUGUGUGUGUGUGUGUGUGUGUGUGUGUGUGUGUGUGUGUGUGUGUAAUUCACCACGGCCUGAUCACGUGUUGGACUUGUAAUCGCCAGCAGGUACCCUCCCGACAUGAGCAAGUGCUCUUUAUCGUCGAUCUAUGGGUACUGCCAGGACCUCACACACAACACACUCCAUCUCCCUUGCUCCAGGGGGGACAGUAACCACUCCUAGUCAACGGAAAGAAUCCGGCCUUAGGGGGCUCAAACUGCCGCCCUGUCGGCAGUGCAGCGCUCUAACCAGUUGCGCCAUGGAGUGGUGUGUGUGUGUGUGUGUGUGUGUGUGUGUGUGUGUGUGUGUGUGUGUGUGUGUGUGUGUGUGUAUUUACCUAUUUGUUGUCUACCGGGCCCGAGCUAAGCUCUAAUAGUCCUGUCUCCAUUUCUACAUUCAUCCAGCCUUUCCUUCAUUUGUUGGACACUGCUCGCCUCCACCACCUCUUCCCAAAAGCUGUUCCAUGUGUUAACAGUUCUAUGUGGAAAACUAUACUUUUUCAAGUCACUCAAACAGGUUCCUUUCUUAACCCUUUCACUCCGGGGGACAUAUAUUCACAUCCUGGUCGCCAACUUUGGCCAACCGCUCCCAUCCGGUGGACGUGUCUAUACGUCCUACUUGCUACGCGCCACAUACGGGAGAUGUGUAUAUAAGUCCUGUUUAAUCUUAGUUUGCCAUAGCAUGGAUACGUUUUGUAGGACGUGGAUGGUUUUAGAGAAAACAAUAUGGGUAACAAAAUUAUACGGUAACGAAGAAGAAAUUCUACUGUGAGAACUUAUGCAGUCUUUCUCAGACAUAUCUUUAUCUCACACACACACACACACACACACACACACACACACACACACACACACACACACACACUCAAAGGGAGGAGGGGGGUUGAUAAGUUAGGCCUAUGUAUAUCUUAUGCGCAUGGAGUUCCUCUUCCUUUGAGUUGAGUAGCCAUUACUCACCACCCCUUCGCCUCAAGGACGCGGCCUCCCCUCCCUGCCUCUCAUACUGUCUCUAUUCUCUUUCUUUCUUCCUUCCUUCCUCCCUUCAGUGUGUGUGUGUGUGAGAGAGAGAGAGAGAGAGAGAAACAACAAGUUAGAACCCAAAACCGCAACGUCACCAAAGCGCUUAUCUCCCUCUCGCUUGUAUUUUGAUCCUUUGCAUCUAAUCUGUGUGUGUGUGUGUGUGUGUGUGUCUGUGUGUGUGUGA
Messenger RNA from Eriocheir sinensis (Chinese mitten crab), 4594 nucleotides. RefSeq names its product sulfhydryl oxidase 2-like. Bases 68 to 2110 code for a protein of 680 amino acids. The record is from RefSeq and is a predicted model, not a curated record. NCBI's taxonomy places the organism in Eukaryota, Metazoa, Arthropoda, Malacostraca, Decapoda, Varunidae. Gene Ontology annotation, molecular function: protein disulfide isomerase activity; flavin-dependent sulfhydryl oxidase activity. Gene Ontology annotation, biological process: protein folding. The transcript has 7 exons. Gene Ontology annotation, cellular component: Golgi membrane.